Messenger RNA from Telopea speciosissima, 1549 nucleotides. RefSeq lists its product as uncharacterized. Gene Ontology annotation, molecular function: protein binding. The record is from RefSeq and is a predicted model, not a curated record. The transcript is spliced from 10 exons. The coding region runs from base 179 to 1516 and encodes 445 amino acids. Lineage: Eukaryota; Viridiplantae; Streptophyta; Magnoliopsida; Proteales; Proteaceae.
CACCUUCUCUGCUUCUCAUCUACACGUUUCCUUAGUCUCGUCUUCUCUAACAAUCGAAACUACAGUAAUCAUCAACAUUUGCUUGUUAUUAGAGCUUCUGAACGAGAGAUCCAUUGUUUGUAACUAGUUUCUCUUCGAGUUUGAAUCCUUAAGCUACUUCUUCAAGAUUAGGAGGAUAAUGGCACAAUUUCAGAACGACGAGCUGGAGUACAUGGUUGAUGACUACUAUGACAUGGCUGAUUUUGAAGAUGAACCAUUCGAAGAAUCUCAACAACAGAGGCAUGGUGAAGAUUCGGAUGUGGAAGACGAUUUUGACAUGAACAAAUCAAAGACGGAUACCUCUGCUAUCGAGGCUCGGAAUGGGAAGGAUAUUCAAGGAAUACCCUGGGAGAGGCUGAAUUUCACGAGGGAUAGGUACCGUGAGACGAGGUUGAAGCAGUACAAGAAUUACGAGAACCUUUCUCGUUCUCGCGAAGACCUUGAGAAGGAAUGCAAGCAGGUAGAUAAGGGAAGCACAUUCUAUGAUUUCCAAUUCAACACGAGGCUUGUGAAAUCAACAAUUGUUCAUUUCCAGCUGAGAAAUCUAUUGUGGGCAACAUCAAAACAUGAUGUAUACCUGAUGCAGAAUUACUCUGUCAUGCAUUGGUCGCCCCUUCUCAGGAGGGGCAAGGAAGUACUCAAUGUAGCUGGACCAAUUGUGCCCUCCCUGAAAUCUCCUGGAUCUUUGGCUCAAUCCCUGUCAAGAGUGCAAAUCAGCACCAUGGCUGUUAAAGACAACCUAAUGGUUGCAGGUGGUUUCCAGGGAGAGCUUAUCUGUAAGUUUCUUAAUCGUUCAGGAGUCAUCUUUGGCACAAAAAUCACAAAUGAUGAGAAUGCGAUCACCAAUGCAGUGGAUAUCUACCACAGUUCCAAUGGCUCAACUAGAGUCAUGACUGCAAACAAUGAUGCACAAGUGCGAGUAUUUGACACCGACACUUUUGCUUGCCUGAAUCAUUUCUCUUUCGAAUGGUCUGUAAAUAACACAUCUGUUAGUCCAGAUGGUAAGUUGCUUGCUGUUCUAGGGGAUAGUGCAGAUUGCCUGAUUGCUGAUGCUCAAUCUGGGAAAGUGGUUGGAAAUCUCAAAGGACACCUGGACUAUUCAUUUUCAUCAGCAUGGCAUCCGGAUGGCCGGAUUCUGGCCACUGGGAACCAGGAUACAACAUGCAGGCUCUGGGAUGUAAGGAAAUUGUCCGAGUCUCUGGACGUCCUAAAGGGGCGAAUGGGGGCAAUUAGGGCUGUGAAGUUCACCUCCGAUGGACGGUUCAUGGCAAUGGCAGAGCCAGCCGACUUUGUUCAUAUCUAUGAUUCCCGUUCUGGGUAUAGAAAGGCACAGGAGAUUGAUCUGUUUGGGGAGAUAGCUGGCAUAUCAUUUAGCCCUGAUACAGAGGCUCUCUUUGUUGGGGUAGCUGAUCGCACCUAUGGGAGUCUACUAGAGUUCAAUCGAAGGCAUUGUGACCAGUAUCUGGACUCCAUCUGAUGGGGUGCAUGAGCUGCUGCAGAAAAGUCCUUG